Messenger RNA from Blastomyces dermatitidis ER-3, 4758 nucleotides. RefSeq lists its product as uncharacterized. Lineage: Eukaryota; Fungi; Ascomycota; Eurotiomycetes; Onygenales; Ajellomycetaceae. The transcript is spliced from 6 exons. The record is from RefSeq and is a predicted model, not a curated record. Bases 1388 to 3940 code for a protein of 850 amino acids.
UGAAUUUAAUGCUAGCUAGCGGAAUUAGGAAUCUCCUUAGGAAUCCCUUUGCGAAGCAAUCUGUCCAGACUUGAAAUCGUGUGCUGGGCGGGGUCGUUAAUAUAUGAACCAACAUUGGAAUUUACUCCGCUUCUUUACAUGCUCAGUGUUACAAUAUCAUCGAGACUCCCUCUUCCUUCGCACUCAGAUGCCAUGAUUUCUAGACGAUGGAUAUUAUAUUCUCUAUUGAAUACUUGAAGUCGUGCUCGAACUGUGCGCUUCCGCGUAUUUCAAUUCCAAUCCUGCGGAUCAUAUCCACCAACAAACUGCCAAUUACAAGAAUGUCAACCAACACAAUUAGGGCCAAUUCCAACGGCUUCUACUGAUAUUCCUGAGAAAGCCUUGAAGCUGGGCACGAAGCUGGCUGGUCAAACCGGGAUUCUAUCCACUCCUUCAACACAGAGCAGAACCCCCUAUUAUCCUGCAUAUACCUCCUAUGCUGCUGCCCGUAUCAAUAUCCCUUUGGUCAUUUUUCCCUUCAACCUUGUCGUAAGUAUGCCCAAACCCUGUCUUUCGGAAACGUGAUAUUUCAAUGACAUCGUCCUUUUUUUCAAAUUGCAUUUUUACAACGCUUCGGAGGAUUAUUUUCCGUAUUGAUACGGAAGGAAAGAACUGCUGUGAAUCGCCUGCUUUCUCAACCAUGGGGGCGGGCCAGUCCUCGUCGGCCUCAUGGCGCGAUCUUAAAUAUAACAUCAGUGGCUGACGAAAUUCACAACUGAUGACCCUAAAAAUCGCAUCUCCAUGUGGCAGGACAUUGACAAGUCCUUUAGGGCUAUCAAUGACAAGUUUUGAUCUAAAUAAGGAUUAAGGCCAAAGAUGCUCUCAAGCAACCUUGGUUUCAAGAUGAAUGAAUCAAAACAAUACCCAAUCGUUCUGGUUGAAUUGAUUGUUUGAAGCAGGACAUUUAUCACAGCUCCCCUCUUUUCUGUUCUUCUCCUGACAUUAAUUCGCCUAAAUAAUGAAUUAUGUGGCUACCUUCCGCGUAGUGCCUACAGGGCCCGGGUUUGGUGGAUAUUAAAGCUCCUGCUCACUCAAGCGAAUAUUCCAACCCCGAUUUCUCAACCGAACUCAAUUGGGGUACCUUGGAGCAUUCACGAAGGUGGGCUACGCUUAUGUCGUAUAUUAUUUUAGAGGAUAUGAACCCUGUCAUGUCGUUAGAAUGCCAGACCGGUGCGCUAUCGUCCAACAACCUAUCAAGAUCGAGCAGUAGCCGCCCUCACUGAUGCGCCUCCAACCUCGAACAGUCGGAGGUUUUAAAAUGAACUUCACCGGGAUUUACCCAGCAGACACAUUGGGCAUGGCGGGGCUCGCAUUUUGAAUAAGAGCUAAGCGUUACAGAGUCCGCAGAAUGCCACCCGACAAACCCCUUAUUAGUCGAGCAGAACUGGAAAGAGAUGGAAUGGUUUACUUUGAAGGCGUUUUCUCAGAGGACGCAAAUGGAGAUGUGUCGCUUUCCCUGCCAGCUCACGUUGAGUCUUACAGACAAGCCCUCUUAGACUUUAGUUCUUUGGGGCCCGACCGCAGUAAACCUUUCACUCCGGGGAGAUUUCCGGCCCCGCCUAUACAGCAUAACCCCGCCCCGCUCCUUUCCAUGACUGAGGAUGGGCGGCGGAGGAUAGAUCACUGUGCCGGCCUAUCCAAGAGAGCUAGGGAUCUAGCUCCUCCAUAUACUCCGGAUUAUAAAUGGCAAAGCCUUCUGGAGGAGAUAUUCAAAGAGUAUAAAAGCCGUUUUCCAAGUGGCAGGGACCAACAGGCGUUGUUUGAUCAAUUUUCUCUAGAGAAGAAUAUUCUUUGGGAUGACACGAAGAAAUAUGCGGAGAAAUGCCCAAAACCAAAUUUUACCUAUGGAUACCCAAUUAUUAGAGAUGUCCCCAUCGCUCUUCGAUCAGCAGAGCCUGUGACGAAUUUUUCGUUUGAGGUACUUGGGGACCUACGCUCUGCGGGCCUGAUAUCCUCUCCAGUUGGCAGCCUUCAUGGAUGGACGAAGGACAAGUUCACCUUUCUCUCUCCGGACAAGUUCAUCUGCUUCCCCUGGGCGGUGGUUGAGCAGUGCCGUGGUCUUUUCCCAUUCGAGGAAAACUACGCACAUGCAGCGAAUGCGGCAUUAGUUGCUCUGCGGCUUAAUGAAGAGCUCUCUAAGUUUGCUACAGGCAGCUACGAUUCUAUUCCUCCCGUAGUUGCAUUUACAUGUGUUGGAUCGGAGAUCAGAGUUUGGCUGGCUUAUUCCGAAAUAAAGGACAAUCUUUGUCAUGUCCAUAGAAUGGUAUGUAUCUGGCAGCACAGCCUGAGUCAAGACCGGGGUGUACUUGAGACUUGCGUUAUAGUGGAAAAUAUGUUGCUUUGGUCAUCCCGAGUAUGGAAACCGAAGAUUUCAGGCUAUAUCAGCCAAAUACGGCAAUGUAAUCCAGCGCUUUUUUUCCCUGGCUAUUCCCCAAAACCCACGAUAUUAUCGUCCAGGAUCAACUCUUUUGAACCUUCAGUCAAGAGCACACAGCCUAAACCCGCAGAACCAAUGUUUGUAUUUGGUGCUCAACGCCCGUCAAGCUCAAAAGCAAAUAACCCGGAUCCUGCAUCAUGUACCUCGAUAUUCACAUCUGGCGAGCAACACCUAUCUGCACCCAAAGGAAAUGACCAAGACCCUGGACCUGGAAAAUCCCCGCCUGCAAAUCUCAUUGCAAAUACAACUGGAGGCUCUACAAAAGACGAACGACGUGGGCGCAAACCGGUGGUGAGAUUACCGAAAGUCAAGUAUGACGAAACUCGCGGAUCCGAACAGAAACAGGGAAAUGACAUGCAGCGGGCAUCGCGCGCGGAUCCCGCCACUGAUACGAUAAUAACGACGGAAGAAUGCACCACGCAUAACACACUGGGAAAUGCUCAUAGUUUGGGGCUUGAUUCAGUACCAGAAUCAGCUGUGGCGUUGGAGAUAUUGAGUGAGCGGAUCAACUCAUUAGAUUUGGAUAAAAGUGUGCAGACCGCCGUUGGUAUUCAAUCAACUGGAAAGGGCAAAAGUUCCCAUGCAAGCAAUGUAACCGAAGGUGAUACCGACAAGGAGAGUCGAGAAAACCCCGCGGGGGGACCUCAGGCGGCCAACCUAGAAAAGCCAUCGCGGACGACAUCGGCCAUCGGAAACUCUAGCACCGCCGUGAACUCGGAUUCUCGCAGCAAACAAGGCGCUAGGACCAUUGAAAAGGAUUUAAACCCAUUGACCGAAAGAUCGGAGAAUGAUCGUCCCCACCAACCCAACAGUGCACUUUCAAAUGAUGGCAACUCUUUGUCCGCUGGGUCGUCCAAGCAGGACGUCCGCGAAGGACGAGAGGAUUUUCCUGAAUACAGCGAGGGAUUUCAAGACUCUCCCGACGAGCCCGAGCUGAUGAUUGGUCCCUGUCCACACUAUGGAGCUAUGGUGGCCGAGUCGCUCCAGUUGCUCUUGGGCGAUGAACUGCUGCGACUCGAGGCAGUCUCGAAAAUUAUCCUCGAACUCCAAGGGCACGAGCUCCUUGAUGUGUCUUGGAGUGUUCUGGAGCUUUGGGUGGCUCAGCAUGCAAAUGUCCCGUCGCCGUGUGCGGCACUGGACAAGAUUAUACAGGAACUCAAUGAUGCCCUCGGAUCGCCAGAUACUAUUGUUACUCCAGAGCAGAUGUGGGCAAGCGAACCGGACACAUGGAAAAAUAUAGAUAAGGCUUUGCAAAGCAUUUUGAAGUCGAGCGAGGGGACAUUACGGAAUAUAUUGGAAUGGGCAAUCGAAUCCAUGGAUCUCCUCGAGGGACUGGAGCUUUGUAAUAUCCUGAAACUUGGGGAGCUUUCUUGUUUGGAACUGAAACGCAUGGACCAGGAGAUCAUUGACAUUAUGCUCGAUUCGGUGGCCCCUCGACAAGCCCUGCUGACGCGGCGGGGCUGAUGCAUUCCGCGGGUGUGACGCCGUAGAACCGGUUGGGAGCGAUGAAGAAAAAAAGGUUAUGGUUAUUGGACGCAGCGUAGUACUAGGGGGGAUUACACCAUACUUACAAAUUAUUGUUGCACCAUGUAUGCUUUCCGAGCCUAUUUUCCAUCACUUCCGUGAGAGAGGAAUAUGAACGGUGGAAUGAGAAUGUCCGAGCGGCUUUCAGACGACCACUCCGCCUAAUUCGUAAGGGUGGUGUUGAAUCUUCAGCGUUGCGAGUGGCAAUAUCUACACAACGAAUGUACAAAUGGAUUGAGCUGGGCUUGAAAAGAGUCAGGAUGCAGGGGAUCCAGAACUUAAGGAGACGCUCGCAGGUGAAAAUCACAAUGAAGAAGCAGAGGCGUUGUGUUCUAGGCUUCGGAUAUAAAGAAUCCCGUUUCGAGCAACCAUUCGAAGUACAGUAACUACCUCCCGGCUACCGGCAUGCUCGCAGAAACCCUGAUUUAAGGUGCAUAAUCUUCGUAUGAAAGCGAGCCUUCGAAGCUGUGUAUCCAGGGGAGAUUGGCGUGAAACAGAAGAAUGAUGCCGCACAUGUAAUUGAUAUCCCGUCCGGCUAUAAUUUCUCUUCUUCCAGCGUAGUGGAGCUUAACCAAUCGGGCUCUCCCACUCUUGAGAUGAACCAACCUGGAGACCGGUAGCACAAACGGGCUGUGAGAGCCGGCUACAGGGCGGGCUGCAUGGACAAAGGCAGAUCAGGAUGGCCAUUCCGAUACACAAAUAGCAUGAACAUAGGAAUAUUAGUAGUAUAGGUAAUUCCAUCAUUCUCCUGUCUCCAA